AUGAGUUUCGGUGGCCGUGCUCCUCUUGCAAGUCGCAGCAGCCAAGACAACAUCUUGGUCCCACGAGGGAUCGAUGGACCCCGUGUGCAGAAAGUUGGACAGAGGGUUGUGUUGGGUGUUUUGAAUGAAAAUGAACCCCCAAGCCGGGUCUCUAAUGCGGGAGCCAAAUGUGUAUCAACAGUGAAUAAUCCAACUGGGAGCAAGAAGGUUCUCACUUGCCUGUCAACUUCUGCCACUGGUGUUUAUGUGGAUAAACCUCGAGAGGUGCACUCGGACACCAGUUUGAUGGUGGCCGAAGAGUUGCAGCUGCUUGAAGAUGUUGAAAAUAACGUGUACUCGGGGUCAUGUAUGGAUACUUCAAUGCAGUCUUUAUCAGAGGAUGACCAGUAUCUUCUAUUGCAAGACAUCUCAUUUGCUGAAGAAUAUGCAGAGGAAAUCCAUCAGCACCUACGUGACAGCGAAGUAAAAUGCAGGCCCAAACCUGGCUAUAUGAGCAAGCAGCCUGAUAUCACCACCUUCAUGAGAACAGUUUUAGUUGACUGGCUGGUUGAGGUCAGUGAGGAGUACAGACUUUGUUCUGAGACCAUCUAUCUGGCUGUGAAUUACCUGGACCGGUUCCUUUCUUGCAUGUCUGUUCUCAGAGGAAAACUGCAGCUGGUGGGAACUGCAGCUAUCCUUCUGGCUGCGAAAUAUGAGGAAAUCUACCCACCAGAGGUGGAUGAGUUUGUUUACAUCACAGAUGACACCUACACAAAGAGGCAGCUUCUUCGAAUGGAACAUCUUCUCCUUAAAGUCCUUGCUUUUGAUAUGUCUGUGCCUACAAGUCACCAGUUCUUGAUGCAGUACAUGAUGGUAGAGUCUGUCUGCAACAAGACUGCAAACCUUGCUUUGUAUCUUUCAGAAUUGAGUUUGCUUGAUGUGGACCCUUUCGUGCAGUAUGUACCAUCCAAGGUGGCUGCAGCAGCUUACUGCCUUGCAAAUUACACCCUGAACAGAUCUCUGUGGCCUGAGGCCUUGUAUGCCUUCACUGGUUACACGCUGGCUGAAAUUAGUCCUUGCCUGAAGGCGCUCCAUAAACUGUACCUAAGUGCUGAGAAUCGCCCCCAGCAGGCCAUCAGGGAAAAAUACAAGAGCUCAAAGUACUGCAGCGUGUCCCUGAUUAAACCAGUGGAAUCCCUGCCUUUACCUUGA
This is a messenger RNA of Chanos chanos (milkfish), 1191 nucleotides long. It is a transcript of the gene ccna1, whose product is annotated as cyclin A1. NCBI's taxonomy places the organism in Eukaryota, Metazoa, Chordata, Actinopteri, Gonorynchiformes, Chanidae. The record is from RefSeq and is a predicted model, not a curated record. The transcript has 8 exons. The coding region runs from base 1 to 1191 and encodes 396 amino acids.